UUAUAUAAAUUUGGUACUUUCAAAUUUGUUUAUCAGUACAAUCAAGUCUUAAACAUAUUUCCAGUAUGGUUUAUUUGUUACACUGUUGUUCAGCAAAAUACACCUGAAACAUACAUUUCGCCCCUUAAUCACACACAUGCUCAAUGUCAGCAGUUCAUCGGUUCUCAGUAUGUCGGACACCUCCGAAAGAGGCGAUUCUCAGUGUCAGUGUACUGUUGACUCGAGAAUAGCUGUCCUGGGAUCAGUGUGCUGCAUGUUGACCCGAGAACUUCUGCGAACGACUCAUUGUACUGUUGACUCGAGAGCUGUUGCGACCCGAGCGUUCAGUCCGACUUGUGAACUAGUUGAAGCGGUUAAUUGCAAAGAAGAAUUGGCAAAAGCAGACAUCACCAGUUCUAGGAUCAUAUUGCUCCCUGUUAUCGGUCUCAUUUCCAUUAGGAGUGUCAAGCACAUCCGAGAGACAGGUUAAGAUAGAGUAACUUGUGGAUCAGUGUUGACUCGAGACGCGAACUGUUUCAAAAGAUUCAGUCCGAUUUGGUGAACUAGUUCAAAUCGUUCACUAAAAAGAACCGGUUCUAAAGAACGAUUCGUUCACGAGGUGGGCAUCACUAAUCGCUAUGUUUCCCCUUUGUCGAAGUCUGUUCCCCCCUAUGUGUAAUGUUUUUACGGGGAACACUAACCGGAGAAACAUAGGGGAAACAGACUUCGACCCAACAUCGGCUCUGCGGAUGUAACUGCCCCCACCCCCGUGCAGCGGAAGUGACCGUGCAUAGACGCCAUUACCUAAAUCAAGCGUUCCUAAGUCAACUGUGGUGUCGUGUUUGGACUUGCGACUUUUGAUAGCGCUGUCUGACAGGGCAAAAUCCAAACUGUUGUCUGUGACUGGUGCCACAGCAAUACGGUCGGUGAGUUUGUUUCUCAGACUAGCAACACAGGUUUUAGAGGCGUGUGUUCAACAUAGCGAAUAUAGUCCAUCUCAGAUGCCCUGCUACACACCACAGGAAGCAUAAGAGCUAUGGCAGAGAUAAAAGUCGACAGUGACAGAAACAAGGAUGCUCUUUUAACAACCGUUCAGAGUGCAGAAGGCAGUUCAGACGAGGAAAUGCAUGAACAUGACUCCUCCCUUACAGUUAAUGAGAGGACUCAAGAGCCUAUUGACACCCCUCUAAAAAAUUGCCCGCAUGGGGAUGCCCCUCACUCUCACACAAACACAAGAACAGUGGAUGAUGGAGAGAAGGACAGUGAACAGGGAGAGAAAAAAGAAGAUGCAAAUACAGACUCUACAGCGAUUGGGCCAUCUGGUGAUUCUUUGUCAAGUAAAGAAAAAAAAAGAGAGGAUGAUACAGGAUUAACAAAGACAGGCUUGACAAUGGCCGACCCAACUGGUGAUUUCUUGUCAAGUAGCAAAAGUAAAAGAGAGCACGAAACAAAUCAAGAUAUUAAAGAGACCCCUCCAGACAUUAAACAGCAUGGGGACGGCUCUCUUUCUGAGCCAAACUCAAAUAAUGAAGUGGGCAGAAAGACUGAAAAUGAACAUGAGAAGAAAAAACAAGACACAGAGAAGACUGAAGAGAGUCCAGAUAGACUGCCAGAUUCCAAGCAGCACAGUGACAUCCUUCCCUCUGAGCCAACCACUGGAACAGAAGAAGACAAAAAGAAGAACAGUGAACACAGAGAGAGUAAAGAAGAUACAGGAUUAACAAAGACAGGCUUGACAAUGGCCGACCCAACUGGUGAUUUCUUGUCAAGUAGCAAAAGUAAAAGAGAGCACGAAACAAAUCAAGAUAUUAAAGAGACCCCUCCAGACAUUAAACAGCAUGGGGACGGCUCUCUUUCUGAGCCAAACUCAAAUACAGAAGUGGGCGGAAAGACAAAAAAACAAGACACAGAGAAGACUGAAGAGAGUCCAGAUAGACUGCCAGAUUCCAAGCAGCACAGUGACAUCCUUCCCUCUGAGCCAACCACUGGAACAGAAGAAGACAAAAAGAAGAACAGUGAACACAGAGAGAGUAAAGAAGAGCCACUAAAGGAUACUGCCGCCUCUGGACUUCAAGAAAAACAAACACAGAGAACUGUCCCAAAGAAUGACAAACCCUUAUGGAUCUAUGCUACCUUUGGGGCCCUUCUGCUAUCUGUAGUUUGUGCUGUGUUACAUCAGUACAAUCUUGAUUUAACUCCACCUGUACAAAAAGAGUUUGAUGUGGUGGAUGUGUUCAAUAAGGAGAUGGAAAAAGUCAAGUCUAGCUUUCCAAAUCAGCGCUCAGAGCUCUGGAGAAGGAGUCUUAUUCAUCUCAGACGCCAUCUAAAGUCUGCCCACCACACUGAGCCUGUCAGCCUGAUUUUAACAUCUGGUUAUGGGGCUGAAAGGACACUUGGGUGCCUAGCUCAACGCUUGGCUAAAGCAUUUUCCACUGCCCUUAACUCUUCAUACCAGGAAAUUAAUGGAAAAGGCACAGCGUCACAAGACAGUGAUCAGGUCAAGCUGGAAGUUGAUAGUGAACUGAGAGAAGCCUUUGAGAAAAACAAGAAAGCUGCGGUUAUCCACCGCUUUGAGGAGUUUCCUCCUGGAUCCACUCUCAUCUUUUACCGUUAUUGUGACCAUGAAAAUGCAGCAUAUAAAAAUGUCUUCCUGGCCUUUACUGUUAUGCUUGAUGCAGAACUGGAAGUCCUAGCCGAUGCCUGCCUAGGAAAAGUGGAGGACAUGGUACAUGAGCAAAUAAAACAGAGGUUUAUCUCCUCGGACAAGUCAGCUCUGUUUAAUCAAAUGGAUGUAGACAAACUGAGUGGGCUCUGGAGCAGAAUCUCUCACCUUAUUUUGCCAGUGGCUGCAGAAGAGAAAAUUGAACAGCAGGGCUGUGCUGAGAGGCUCAAGGGUGAAUCGUUAUGAAAGUAGUUUAAGGACAGUGAGACUUUCUGCGCAAGUUAUUACUUGGAAAUAUUAAGCGCUUGCUUUGCCUCUCAAAUGAGGGCUCUGUACUUUAAAUUAAUAUGAAUAUAGGUGAGUAUCCAGGUGUGUUACUGUACGAAUAAUGGGCCUUGCAGUUUUGCGCUCAAAACAUCCUCCUGUCACAAUUUUUAAUCAGGACAUGUACCUUUUCUUAUAUGAAUCUGAGCACUUUAAAAAAAAAAAUUUAAUUUAAAUGUGAUUGUCAUUAUUAAUCUUGAAUAAAAAUCGUUCUUAAUGUAUUCAUUUUGUUUGUCAGGGAUUAUUACAUGGUAAACAUGUAGGCGAUCCAUGGUGUACUUUUCUACAUUAUAGCUUUAAUAGAGAAAAAAGGUGCCUUAAUAAAUACAUCUGCUCUA
Molecule: messenger RNA, 3303 nt
Organism: Myxocyprinus asiaticus (Chinese sucker)
Lineage: Eukaryota; Metazoa; Chordata; Actinopteri; Cypriniformes; Catostomidae
Product: torsin-1A-interacting protein 2-like
Exons: 13
Coding region: 1016-2887 (623 amino acids)
Biological process (GO): membrane organization
Cellular component (GO): membrane
Molecular function (GO): ATPase activator activity
Source: RefSeq, a predicted model, not a curated record